GGCAGGUCACCGGGAGGGGCGGGGAGGGGCGGGGCGGGGCGGGGCGGGGCCGAACGGCCUAUGCCUGGGCCCUGCCUCCUCCCCUGCCAGACCGUGGCCAUCUGCCCCAGCGAUGUUCAGCCAGCAGCACCAGUUCCAGCAGCAACUGCUGCAGAUCCAACAGCUCAUCCAGCAGCAGCAGCAGCAGCAGCAGCAUCCGCCGCCGCCUUCCGCAGGCCGGGGGCUGUCACCACAGCAGCAGCAGCAGAUCUUGAACCUCCGAGCCACAGGUCAGGCCAACCUUCUCAACUCGAACCCCAUGCUGCAGAGGGCCCUGCUGAUGCAACACAUGCAAGCAGGCAGAUUCAACUUGACCGCUCCUGGCCUUCAGCAUUUCUUCCCCCAGGCUACUCGACACUCCCUCCUAGGCCCUCCACCCGUCAGUGUCUCACUCAAACCCGCCCGCAUAGGCUUCCCAGGGCUUCCUUUCCAGAGGCAGAACCGGGGCUAUCGAAAGGAAUCCCUGAAGGGUCCUGACCAGAAGAAAGAUUCGGAGCUGGGCUCCUCAUCACAGACACCCAGUGAGGAUGAGAAGAUAGAUGUUCCAGAGUCCUCCCAGGAGGAGGCUGACUCUCAGACGACCUUGCCAGAAGAUCCACAGACUCCCCAUGAUCUCAGUGAUGAUGGUAGCUCAGAGCCUCUGGCCAAGAGACUCAAGAGUGUGGAAGAUCCCAAAGACUCCAAGGAGGAGACUGGCCUGACCACAGAAAAAGAAGAACAAGCUGCAGAAGCAGACCCACCAGAAACCAGCAAGGAUUGGAAAGUCCCCGAGGAGCCCAAAAACCUUGAAGUGAUGGUGAGCUCAGGAAGCUCCCUGAAGGUGACGAUCCAGCAGAGCAGCGAGAGUCGAGCCAUCAGCACAACCGCCUCAAAGCCUGGACCCCGGCUGGGCGACAGCGGCACUCCCGCCUCCAACCCAGAGCCUGGACUCAAGUUCUUCUGUUACAUCUGCAAGGUCAACUGCUUCAACCAGCAGAACUUCCAGGCCCACAUGGGUGGGCUCCAGCAUCAGCAGCGGCUUGGGGAGAUUCAGCACAUGAGUAACGCCUGCCUCCUGUCUUUGCUGCCUACGACUCGGGAACAGGGUGCCCUUGCGGAGAGAGAUGGGGAGACCCAUUCCCAGCGGUGGUGUAAUACCUGCCAGACCCAUUUCCUGGGGGAUCUGAUAAAGCAUCGCAGGACUCAGGAGCAUAAGCUGGCCAAACACUCCCUCCGACCUUUUUGUACUGCUUGCAGUCGACAUUUUAAGACUCCCCGAAAGUUUGUGGAACAUAUGAAAUCCCCAGAGCACAAGCAAAAAGCCAAGGAGGCACGGCUUGGGGAGAAAGAGCCAGGAAGCCCUGAGGAGGCAGAAGAACUCAUCACAGUGGAUGCAGUAGGUUGUUUUGAGGAGGAUGAGGAGGAAGAGGAUGAGGAAGAAGAUGCAGAAGAGGAUGAGGGCAGUGAAGUGGUUGGAGAGAGCGAGGAGACCAAGCAGGUGGGACCAAAGGAAGAGUCUGCAGAUGACUGGAAAGGUCUGGAGGAGUAUUCUCCUGACAAGACAUAUGGCCUGGAUUUUCUGGUACCUGUGGUGGGGUAUCUUUGCCGGCUGUGCCAUAAAUUCUACCAUAGCAGCUCAGGAGCCCGGCUUGCCCACUGCAAGUCCUUGAUGCAUUUUGAGAACGUUCAGAGAUACAGAGCAGCCAGGAACCCUGGGUCAGUCCCAGAGUCCAAGUUAAAGCCUGAGCUUCUCAACACCCUGACAGGGGAAGGGACAGGAGUCCCAGGUUCAGAGCAACAGGAGGAGCCAGCCCAGCUUCUAGGAGCCGAGUGGAGAGUUCACCGGACGGGAAGCCAGGGACCAACUUCUAUCACAGUUUCUGAGUUAAAAGGAUCCACAGAGGCCAGCCAGCCAUGAGCAGGAAUCCCUGAUCCAACGCUCCAGACCUGGGGCCAUCUAGCCAAUGACUGGCAAUAGAGAUGGGGAAGCACUAAAAAGCAUCUGGACAGCUCUUCUCCUUAAGAAGUCUUUUCUCCAAUGGAGUCUGUAUUUUUGUCCCUUCACAAUUACCUAUUACUCCUAGUUCUUACCUCUGGGAACUAAGGAAAAUGUAACUAACCAUCUUGAGUAGUUGAAGAUAUGAUUCCCAUAAGUUUUAUCUCGGCUAAACAUCCUACAGUUCUUUCAACUCAUCUAAGUCACAUGGAACUCACUUUACUCGUCUAUAAAAUGGUGGAGUUGGACAUCAUGAUAAUUUAAAGUGGAUUCCAGCUCAAAAGGCUUCCUAAGAUCCAUGGAUCUAAGGGCUAGGAUCAGAACUAGAGCCUUUUAAGGAAUAAACAUGGUCAUGAGAUCUGGGAUAUGACAGGCAAAGUAGACAAGACACAGUAAAAGACAUCUGUUUAAUGACAAUGAAUCCCUGUUUCCCAAACUGACCCCGGGUCUGAGGUGCUUAAUUUUAUUGGGGUUGGAGGGACUGGAUUCUGUCAAUCUCCUACCCUUAGGUUGGGUUGGCAGUUAGGUUGGCAGUUACUACAGUCCUUGGUGAUCCUCUGGGAGUAAAUGCGAACAGCUGGGCCUGGGGAUUAGGAGCUAUAAAUGAGGGAAACAACAGACUAGGACCCAAGCUUAACAGGGUCUCUGCAGCCUUUCAGAUGGUGUUCACAGCCUGUGGCUGGGAGAGCAUCCU
This is a messenger RNA of Sarcophilus harrisii (Tasmanian devil), 2708 nucleotides long. RefSeq names its product CDKN1A interacting zinc finger protein 1 (gene CIZ1). The transcript is spliced from 17 exons. Gene Ontology annotation, molecular function: zinc ion binding; nucleic acid binding. NCBI's taxonomy places the organism in Eukaryota, Metazoa, Chordata, Mammalia, Dasyuromorphia, Dasyuridae. The coding region runs from base 113 to 1936 and encodes 607 amino acids. Gene Ontology annotation, cellular component: nucleus. The record is from RefSeq and is a predicted model, not a curated record.